Molecule: messenger RNA, 1485 nt
Organism: Parnassius apollo (apollo)
Lineage: Eukaryota; Metazoa; Arthropoda; Insecta; Lepidoptera; Papilionidae
Source: the annotation of a GenBank genome assembly
AUGGCAAGCAAUAAAAGAAAAAUACAAAUUUUGGAAAAUAGAGUAAUUCGCCCUGCAGUUAUUGACAGUGAUAGUGACAGCAGUGAAGAAAUAUUUUCCACUAAGAAAACUAAAAAGGAUUUGGAAACAAAUGUGCACGGAAAACAAAGCACAAGCGAAUGUAAAAAUAAACCUACACCACAGACAUCAAAAGGAUUGUCUUCGCCUAGCUCAUCGUCAUUGGAACGAUUUAGUAUGUAUAGCUCAAGAGGAUGCAGUCCUUCGCUAAACAAUAUAUCAGCUUCUAAGCUUAUGCACGGCAUUAAAAUAGAUGAAAGCGAAUAUCAUGACUUGAUAAAUCUAAGAAACGAUAAUAAAAAGAUAAAAAAGAAAAAUGAAAUAGAAAGGAAAGAUCCAAAGACAAAACUUACAUUCACUUAUUCUUUUGAAGACAGUAUGUCGCAAGGGUUAACUGAAAGUAAUGAAAAUUGUGUUUUUUAUGACGAAGAACGUAAUAAACAGUUUGAAGAAAAUGAAAGACAGAAAGAAACACUUAAUGACGAAGCAGAGAGAGAGAAAGAAAGAGAAAAUGUUGAUGUAGAAGAUGUAGAAGAGAGAGAGGAAGAAACAGGAAAUGCUGAAGAGGAAGAUGAAGAUGCAGAGAGAGAGGAAGAAACGGAAAAUACUGAGGAGGAAGAUGAAGAGCAGGAAAGUGGUGACACAGGCGAUGAUGAGAGUGAUGAAUAUUCUGCAAGUGAAGUUGUAUCGGAUAUAGAUAAUGAUGUUUCAGAGGAAGAGGAAGAUGCACAGGAUAAUAGUGUCAAUGAAUGGGAUGCUGUCACAGAUUUGACACCUGAGUUGGAUGCGUGUACUUUAAAUGAAAGCACUUUUAAUAUUCCUAUAGAAGAUAUAUCUCCUGCAGGGCUGGAGAACAAAUGUCGUGUAGUAAUUGCAGACAAUUUCUACUCUUCAAUUGAAUUGGCGGAAGAACUCUUAUCUCAAAAAACCCGUUAUUGCGGUACCCUAAAUUCGAAGCGAAGGGGGCUACCUAAGGAGAUAGUGUUACUAAAGUUGAAGAAGGGUGAAAUCAAAGGAGCUAUGAAUAAAAAUGGCGUUAAAGUUAUUAAAUGGGUUGACAAAAGGCAACUUCUAAUGAUAUCUACUCUCAAAGAGGACAAAGAUGUGCUUGUCAACACUGGCAAAAAAAAUAGGAAGACGAAUGAAGAUAUAAAAAAGCCUACAUGUGUCUUAACGUAUAAUAACAACAAAAAAGGAGUUGACUUCAGCGACCAAAUGUCUUCAUACUAUUCUACAUUAAAAAGAGGGCUCAAAUGGUUCAGAAAAGUGGGUAUGGAAUAUUUGUUAGGCAUGGCGUUAGUAAACGCGUGGAUCACAUACAACGUGAAAUGUGAUAAGAAGGUUUCAAAAAAAGAAUUUACAGAGGCAUUAAUGCAAUCAUUAACUGGAAAAAGUAUAUGCGCUGAUAGUAAGUAUAAUGACGUGUAA